CGUCACGCUGCCCACAUGGAUUUAUACAUAAGAGUGCUUACUUUGCUGCUGCUGCUCAGCGGCCUCUUUCUAGCAACAAAAGGCGCCUGCAAUGUGUGCCAGCCGCACAAUGACGCCGCCUGCCUCAACCAGACCGCGUAUCAACUUUGCUUUGGCAGCGGUCAGCCCAGCGCAGCGCAGACUUUUGUCUGCCCCGAUGGGCUGGUCUGCUCAGAUAAGCCGACGGUUUGUUUUCAGCGCAGCGAAAUUCCCGCCAGUUGCGGGGAUACCGAUAGCUGCGGAAUUUGCAAUCUGAACAAUGUGUUCGCCUGUACUUCGCGCACCACAUUUGCGUUUUGUUUUGGCGCCACCACGCCCACCACUGUGAAUGGCACUUGUCCGGUGGAUAAAUUCUGCGAUGCGUCCAGUGUGAAUAUUUGCGUGUCCAAAGCAACUGACGAUUCAAUUAUUUGCCACGUGGAGUGAUGAGCCCAAGCGACUUUUAUGCUACAAUAAUAUAAUGAAGUCUUAUAAAGUUAUCAUUUAAUAAGCUUAAGUAUUUAAGUUAAUUACUUGAAGCAGCAAAAGUUAAGCAAUCAGCACACAAAGCACAACCAAGUAAAGCACGUGGACGUAUGCGCAAUUCCUGGAAUCAUUAUGCAUACGCCAUGUAUACUUCGCCUUAUAAUAAACGCCUAAUUGCCAGCGCAAAAAUCGAA
Drosophila busckii is the source of this 698-nucleotide messenger RNA. RefSeq lists its product as uncharacterized. The transcript is spliced from 2 exons. The coding region runs from base 16 to 465 and encodes 149 amino acids. The record is from RefSeq and is a predicted model, not a curated record. Lineage: Eukaryota; Metazoa; Arthropoda; Insecta; Diptera; Drosophilidae.